Molecule: messenger RNA, 4031 nt
Organism: Ictidomys tridecemlineatus (thirteen-lined ground squirrel)
Lineage: Eukaryota; Metazoa; Chordata; Mammalia; Rodentia; Sciuridae
Source: RefSeq, a predicted model, not a curated record
CGGGUCCCGGAGCGGAGCGGGAGGCCGGACCCGGGAGCCGAGCGGCGGCGGCGGUAAUGGCGGAGCUGGUGCAGGGACAGAGCGCUCCGGUGGGCAUGAAGGCCGAGGGCUUCGUGGACGCCCUGCACCGGGUCCGGCAGAAAGCCACAGGACUCACUUGUGUUAGAAGAAGGCCUCCACUCCAGAGCUUGAAGAUGUGGUCUUUCCGUCUCUUUCCAGUAUUCCAGGGGAGGCAUCCUUUCUGUCUCCCACAUACUGACUUUUCAUGUUAAUAUUGAUGCUCCUGUAGACAUUAUAUUGGAUCCCAGAACUUUCCAACCCUGUGGUUUCACCUAAAAUUUUGUCUGACGAAUUGUUACUUACUGCCCAGGUACCAACUAUUACUGUAGUAUCUCCAUCUUAGACUUCAGUCACCUUCUGUCUACAGUGGAUGAACAUACCAUCCAGCCCCCCUACAACACUGCUUGCUACUUUCCUCUGCAGUACAGGGUCCUCGACCUUGUUUCUCACUGGCUACUAAUAUGUAAUGCCUAUCACUCUGUGCUGAUAUGUGACAAUCACCUUGUUGGCCUUCUGUGUCCUGGAAGAAUUGUAGCCACUACCUUAAAGAGCUCAGAUCCUCAGUUUGCAGAAGGCCUGUAAUUGAACAUAAAAUGAUUUUGAAACAUUGCGAAGACUUUCUACUUCUCUUGAGGCAGUGGUUGAACUCAUACUCUUGGACAACCUGCUCAAGAGGGAGACUCUCAGGUGUUAAAUGCUGACUUAAUGUGGAUUGUUGAAGCAGUGCUGUUUACUACUAGCAGUGACACUUCAUUGGAAUUGUUCUCAGCUUUGAGAUGCACCAUUGACUGGAGCCAUAAUAGCCCAAUGGAGCCAGGGCUGUUAAGUGUGUUCCUUCUGAAUGUUAUCAGCUGGAGGUCCAUACUAUCUUCAAGGAUUUGAUGGCCUUUAAAAACUAAAGAAAAAAAAAACAGAUUGCUGCUAAGAUUGAUUCGAUUCCUCACUUGAACAACUCCACGCCUCUCGUGGAUCCCUGCGUGUAUGGAUAUGGCGUGCAGAAACGGCCCCUGGACGAUGGAGGAAAGCAUACAGAGGCUGUCCUCCCUCCACUCUUCUCAGCCUCUCAGGGUCCACUGUGUACCUGCCUGGCUGCUUGAGAAACCAGUAGGUAACCAGUUAGGGGCCUUGGUACAUCAAAGGGCAGUAAUAACAGAAGAAUUCAAAGUGCCUGAUAAAAUGGUUGGAUUUAUUAUCGGCAGGGGAGGUGAGCAGAUUUCGCGGAUUCAAGCAGAAUCUGGUUGCAAAAUUCAGAUUGCUUCAGAGAGUUCUGGGAUUCCAGAGAGGCCCUGUGUACUUACCGGAACCCCAGAAAGUAUUGAACAAGCCAAACGACUGCUGGGGCAGAUUGUGGACCGCUGUCGCAAUGGACCUGGCUUUCAUAACGACAUAGAUGGCAACAGCACAAUCCAGGAGAUCCUUAUUCCUGCAUCUAAAGUGGGUCUGGUCAUCGGCAAAGGAGGGGAAACAAUCAAGCAGUUGCAGGAGCGGACAGGUGUAAAAAUGGUCAUGAUCCAGGAUGGCCCACUGCCCACAGGAGCAGAUAAGCCCCUUCGUAUCACUGGAGACCCAUUCAAAGUACAGCAAGCCAGAGAAAUGGUAUUGGAGAUCAUCAGAGAAAAAGACCAAGCUGACUUCCGAGGUGUGCGAGGUGACUUCAGCACCCGUGUGGGAGGAGGCAGUCUAGAGGUAUCUGUCCCUAGGUUUGCUGUUGGAAUUGUAAUAGGAAGAAAUGGGGAAAUGAUCAAAAAGAUCCAGAAUGAUGCUGGUGUAAGGAUUCAGUUUAAACCAGAUGAUGGGAUUAGUCCUGAGAGAGCUGCCCAGGUCAUGGGCCCUCCAGAUCGGUGUCAGCAUGCUGCUCACAUCAUCAACGAGCUGAUCCUUACGGCGCAGGAGAGGGAUGGCUUCGGAGGUCUGGCAGUAGCAAGAGGAAGGGGCAGGGGUCGUGGCGACUGGAGCAUGGGAACCCCUGGUGGCAUCCAGGAGAUAACAUAUACCGUGCCAGCAGAUAAGUGUGGCCUCGUCAUAGGCAAAGGGGGCGAGAACAUCAAAAGCAUCAACCAGCAGUCAGGAGCCCACGUGGAGCUUCAGCGCAAUCCCCCUCCUAACACCGACCCCAGCCUGCGGAUAUUUACCAUCAGGGGUGUUCCUCAGCAGAUCGAGGUGGCCAGACAUCUCAUAGAUGAGAAAGUUGGUGGUACCAGCCUUGGAGCCCCCGGAGCCUUUGGACAGAGCCCCUUCAACCAGCCGCCUGCUGCCCCGCAUCAAAACACUUUUCCUCCAAGGGGCUCAGGGUGCUUCCCCAACAUCGCUGCUAAAGUGAAUGGAAACCCCCACAGUACCCCUGUGAGUGGCCCUCCAGCCUUUCUGACCCAGGGCUGGGGCAGCACCUACCAGGCAUGGCAGCAGCCCACACAGCAGGUCCCAAACCAGCAGAGCCAGCCGCAGAGCAGCCAGCCUGACUACAGCAAGGCCUGGGAAGACUACUACAAGAAGCAGAGUCACGCUGCCAGCGCUGCUCCUCAGGCCAGCUCCCCACCAGACUACACAAUGGCCUGGGCGGAGUAUUACAGACAGCAGGUCGCUUUCUACGGGCAGACGUUAGGGCAGGCUCAGGCCCACAGCCAGGAGCAGUAGAGCCGAGUCGCACAGCUGGCCCUUCCCCUCGAAAUCAGUGUGAAAGAAAACCUGUUUGUAACAGAGGUUUUUAGAUUUGCAGACUUUUGAUGAAGAACCUUUGUUUUGUUCUGUGAAACACUAUAUUUAGAUUAACAGAAUUUUUCUAAAAAUCGGGAAAAUUAGUUACUAAAAAUUGCUGAUAAUUUUUGUUUCAUUAUUCUUGUUUGUUAUUUCAAAUGUGUAAGCUCUGGGAUUCUUUUUGGAACAAAAUACCUGCAAAUUCAGGUGCCAGAAUGUGCCUCGGAGCAGUGACAUUUCAACAUGAUAUUGUUUUGUUUGUUGUUUUGUUUUCAUGUCUUUUUAUUUACAGUUUUUUCUGUUGCAACAGAAAGUGGCUUGGAAGUCUUAGGUGGUAUGUAACAAAUUCUUUUAAAAAAUUUUUUAAACAGUAUUUAAAUAUUCUUAAAUGUGUAAAUUCAUUAAAUGUUUUACUUCUAAUUUCUUGUAUUUUGGCUGUCUGGUUUUAUUGCAUUUUUUAAAAAACUGAACUAUUAUGUAUUGUAAUUAAUUAUGUGAAUUCUGAAAUGAGACAGAUAAUUGUAUUGCUGUCCAACAGGGUUUGGGAGGGGCAUUUUGUAGGGUUUGUAUAAUUCCUAGAGUUCUAAAGGGUAAUAUAAAAGUGUGUUUGUGUGUUAGCAUACAUUUUUUUUUCGUGUCUCCAUUACUGGUUGCAAUUGUGUAUCUAAGACCUCCAAGCUGGUUUUAAAAAACAAAACAAAAAACCUUUCUCUAUUCUUUCAGAAAUAUAAAUACUGUUAUUUUUAAUAUUAAAAAGAAAUUCAAUAUAACUUUUAACAAACACUGUGGAACAUUAAACCGUAUAAAAAUGUAGUAACUAUUUUUUAAUUCCAAGGUGUUUUUUUGCUUUUUUCUUUUAAAUAUUUUCUUAAUAUUUGUCAAAUUAACUAGAUGAAUAAGUAAAUCUAGUAUUAACCACAGUAUGAAUUAAAUAAUUUUGAUUUAAUAAAAGGGAUAAUAUGAUUUUUUCCAAUGUUUACUGUAGUGUAUCUUGUACAGAUAACAUGUAUUUUUAAAGGAAAAAAAUACGGAAUUAAAGCUAUUUUUUCUUGCAUUUUUAAUUGACCUGAGGGACAUUCCGUUUGAAAUGUACUGAAGUUACAGUUUCUGGGGUUUUCUCCUUGUUUUCCUUAAAUGCUUGAAAUGUCUAACUAUUAAAAAAGGCAAUUGGAAAAUGUUAUGCAUGUUGUUUAAAAAGGUGUUCUUUGUAUUUGACUGACAAUUCAUUUUACACUCUAUAUAAUAAAAUUUCCACAAGACAUCUUGUGGGUGGAGUA